This is a messenger RNA of Chara braunii, 3133 nucleotides long. The record is from the annotation of a GenBank genome assembly. Lineage: Eukaryota; Viridiplantae; Streptophyta; Charophyceae; Charales; Characeae.
GUCUGGCCACGAUCAGCAGCACGGUGGCCGCCAAUAAGACAGACAUCACCAAACUGCAGACAAGACCGGACGCCGCUCCAAAGGCAUACAAGAUGCCGCGCUUCAACAUCGGCAAGUUUGCCGACUACAACAAGACGGACACUCUGACAUGGCUACCUCUCUAUACAGCCCAAUGACAUGAUGAAAGCGCUCUACCUCCAACUCAUAGGAGCACAGGCAUGGAUGGAAGAUACCGCAGCCAAUUUGAAAUGCACCAUCGCUCAACUCCACACGCACAUUCCGUGGAAGGAGUUCGAGCAAAUGUGGUUCACUCGAUUCAUGGUCCGCAACGUUGUAAAGGCGGCCAUGAACGAGGUUUACACCAGCUCACAAGGGAACAUGCCAACUCGAGACUGGACGAUCAAGUGGCAGAAGAUAGUAACCACUCCAAGCUUCGACUUGAGUUUUCCAAACCAGCAAUCCGAAUUCUUUUCGCGAUCGUGCGUAGGACUGCGGACGACACUCGGCAACGAGUACGACUAUGCCUCAUUCCACGUUAUUCUGGAUCGUGCGAACCUGGUCAUCCAAACGGAUGACAAGGCUGCUAACGAACGGCAGUCCCAACCGCAUGCCGUGAUUUCUGACGAAUCAAUCAAUCUCCACGCUGCAGCAGCAUCCUCGAGUGAUGGAGUUACCGCAGCGCUCCCGCUAAUUCACGGCGCCAUAGCUCGGAACGACGUAGAGGAGAUUGGUCUUGUGUUUCUACAUGCUCUCCCCUCGUCGGACGGUCCAGCCGCGUCACCGCCGGACCCACGCAUUACUCACCUCUUGGACGGGUAUGGAGACAUCUUCGAGGCUCCCACCGGAACGGUUCCGGAUCGGCCCAUACGUCACGGGAUCACUCUCAAGGCAGGUGCCGUCCCUCCGUGUGGAUGCAUUUACCGCAUGAGCGAAGAGGAACUCGAAGUGCUUCGCGCACAACUCGAUGACCUUCUCGACAAGGGCUGGAUUCGCCCUAGUUGUUCGCGAUACGGUGCGGCAGUUCUCUUCGUCCGGAAGAAGAACAAGGACCUACGGCUGUGCAUUGACUAUCGAAAACUUAAUGCACAAACUGUUAAGAACGCCGGCCCUCUCCCUCGGAUUGAUGAUCUCCUCGAGCGAUUGGGCGGCACAACGUACUUCUCGAAGUUGAAGUCGGGUUACCAGCAGAUUGAAAUCCAGCCUCAAGAUCGGUACAAAACCGCCUUCAAACCGCGGUAUGGGCAUUUUGAGUGGGUCGUGAUGCCAUUUGGACUCACCAAUGCCCCUACAACUUUCCAAGCAGCCAUGACAACGGAGUUCCGAGACUUGCUCGAUCGUUCCGUCCUCAUCUACCUCGAUGAUAUCUUGGUCUAUAGCAGGACGCUUGACGAGCACCUCGUACACCUCCGUGUGGUGUUGGAUCGUUUGCGAGCAGCCAAGUACAAAGCCAACCGCGACAAGUGCGAAUUCGCCAAGCAAGAGCUUAAGUACUUGGGCCAUUAUGUGACGCUGAAAGGCAUUUUGGCAGCUCCUUUGUCGAGACUUCCGUCCCCGAAGGCACCAUUCGAGUUCGACGAUGCAGCUCGUGGCGCGUUCAAUACGUUGAAGGCGGCGAUGCAAAAUGCACCGGCCCUCGGUAUCUAUGAUCCCACCCUACCCACCCAAGUGACUACGGAUGCUUCCGGGUACGGUAUUGGUGCGGUAUUGGAACAAUGCCACACGGAUGGUUGGCACCCGAUCGAGUACUUCUCCCAAAAAGUGCCUCCCAUCAACACUCUCGACGACGCUAGGAAGAAAGAGUUACUCGCGUUUGUCACCGUUCUCAAACGGUGGCGCCACUUUCUUCUCGGUCGUCGACGUUUUAGAUGGAACACGGACAACAAUCCGUUGACCUUCUACAAAACGCAGGACACGGUCACUAGCACGAUUGGUCGAUGGAUGUAUUACAUUGACCAGUUCGACUUUGAGCCGUGCCACAUUCCCGGUGCCGCCAAUCGAGCAGCGGACGCCCUCUCACGACGGCCCGAUCUCUGUGCCCUUGUGACCACGACGUUCGACCUCGACGACGAUCAGCAACAGCAUUUCGUCAACGGCUACAAGUCCGAUCCGACGUACUCUACGCUUUAUGCUGAUCUCUCAUCUGAUCACCCGUCGACUGGUCAUUAUCGUAUCUCCGAUGGUUUCCUACUCCUUCACACGAGAGGAAAGGACUUGUUGGUGGUGCCCCAAGAUCGCAUCUUACAGACUCGUCUUCUCGGCGAAUUCCAUGACGGACGACUUUCGGCACACCUUGGCGUAAACCCCCCCGAGCUCGCUCGACUCUUGCACACCGGCUGGAUUACAUGCCACGGUGUUCCGGAAGAUAUUGUGAGCAACAGAGACACUCGCUUCAUGCCUGCAUUUUGGACUUCCCUCAUGACGGAGUCCGGUUCGACUAUGAAGCCGAGUUCCGCACGGCAGCCACAGACGGAUGGACAGUCGGAACGAGCGCAUCAAACUGCUCAAAUGAUGUUACGUACACUCAUCCGUCCCGACCAGAAAGAUUGGGUUGACCGGCUUCCCGACAUCGAGUUCGCCUAUAAUACUUCGGUGCAUCCGGCAAUCUGCCUCACUCCAUUUGAGUUACAUCACGGUGGAGAGAAGGCUCGAGUCUUCGCCGAUCUUCUUCUACCACAGGCCGCCGACAUAGACGUCGCUUGCUCUCCCGCUUCCAUUCAGAAGUAUCGGGACUUGCUGAUCAAAGCCCGCGCGAACAUGCAAAAGGCUCAAAUCCGCAUGCAGCAGCAAGCCAACCGACGUCGACUCCCAUAUCCUUUCCGCGAGGGAGACCUUGUUUGGGUCCUCGCCGAGGAAUUCGCCCUCGAGCUGGGCGUCUCGCACAAACUCCUCCCGAAAUGGUUUGGACCAUGGAAGAUAGUUUCUGCAGCACGCGAUGACCCUGCAGGUCCUUCCUUUGUGAUUGCCAUUCCACCGCACCUCUGUGUGCAUCCCGUCUUCCAUGCGUCGAAGCUGGCCAUCUACACGACACCAUCCGCAGACGAGUUCCCAGGCUGAUGAUCACAGGAUCCGCCCUCUAUGGACGGCCAUCAGGAAGUUGACCGUGUCAUCAGGCACCGCAAGUUUGGCAACAAGC